This is a messenger RNA of Hermetia illucens (black soldier fly), 2178 nucleotides long. Its product is annotated as odorant receptor 33b-like. The transcript is spliced from 3 exons. The record is from RefSeq and is a predicted model, not a curated record. Gene Ontology annotation, cellular component: plasma membrane. Gene Ontology annotation, biological process: sensory perception of smell; detection of chemical stimulus involved in sensory perception of smell. Gene Ontology annotation, molecular function: olfactory receptor activity; odorant binding. Bases 57 to 1274 code for a protein of 405 amino acids. Lineage: Eukaryota; Metazoa; Arthropoda; Insecta; Diptera; Stratiomyidae.
GCACAUUCGCUAAUAACAAAAAGGUGAAACAUAAAACGGCAUAGCAAAAAGUUGAAAUGUCCUCAAAAAAUCCAAUAGUGUUAUUCGGCCCGAAAAAUUCUUUGAAAAACAAAGUUGAAAGUAUUCGGGCUUUUGAAAUCGUUUAUUUUACUUUGAAGUUCCAAGGAUUGGUUAUAACCGAAGACUGUCGCCUGCGACAUAAAAUACAUGUUGUUGCCAAUUAUAUUUUCACCAAUAUUUUCUACUACGCCUCGUUCAUCAUCGAACUGUUCUUCGUUAAAAAUUUGAGGCAAUUACUGGAAAAUAUUCCUAUGAACAUUUGUGUGACAGCCUGCUCCGUCAAGUUCCUUGUAAUUCUGAGACUAAGACCCAGCCUCAUCGAAAUGAAUGAACAACUGAAGCAUCUGGACAGCCGGCCUAUGACGGAUAAGCAAAAGGAUAAAUUGAGGAAGGAAAUCAACUUUUGCAGGUUGACUUCGUUGAUGGUGGCCGUGUUCUUCCUGGGGGUGAAUUUAACGCAUGCCCUUGCUGCGGCCCUCUCGCAUGGCAAGAAACUUGGUUUUGAAACUUGGUUCCCAUAUGAUUGGAGUAAGAAUGCCUUCCGCUAUUGGGUUUCGUUGUUUAUCCAGACCGUAUUUCAACUACAAUUAGGACUGGAAGAUGUAGCAAAUGAUUUUAUUGGGGUGUUGUAUCUGAAUGUGUUGAGCGCCCAUUUACAGAUAAUAAUGGAACGGUUUGCAAAUAUUCAUUAUGAUCCUGAGAAAAUGGAGGAAGAAAGCUUUCAGGACUUCGUACAAUGUGUAGAGGAUCAUCGAAUUGUAAUGGGACUCUUCGAAAUAAUACAGAAAACUCUCUCUUUUACAAUUUUCAUUCAAUUCAUCACAUCUAUUCUCGUAUUUUCAACUACGGGUUUAAUAUAUCUAAGAUUCUCACCAUCAUUAACCGAAACUGCGGCUGUAUUCUUAUUCAUGGUGGCGGAAAUUACAGAAAUCUAUCCAUCUUGUUACUAUUCAAACAAGUUUAUGGAAAAAACGGAUCAGAUGGUUUUCAUGCUCUACUCGUCAAAUUGGAUGGACUUAUCACCAAAAUUCCGUAAACAUCUUAUUAUAUUCAUGCAGAUGACGCAGGAAAGGAAAAUUAUAUUGGCUGGAAAACAGAUACCAGUAACUUUGGCUACUUUCAUGUCGUGCUUUGCUGGUCCAAACGAGGUGCACGGAACUGACAGAUACAUAAUAUUUUUUAAGAGAAUUGAGCCACUUUUUCACGUUUUCUGAAAACAACACCGAAUAUAGGCAUGUGAAGUAUCAAAUAAAAGGUCUCGAUUACCUUUCGAAGGAGUUGGUUUUGACAUUCGUUGUAAAUGGGACCAGUGUCGAUGGUAUAACAGUGUCAAUUAUUUCAAUGACCCAUUCUUAGAAACUACCCAAGAUAAUAGAAAAAUAGAAACCACCCUAGAUAAUAGAACAAUAUUGUUUUAUUUAGAAUAUUUUCUGCGAAGCUCCCCUAAUGUCAAGUUUGGUGGAAAAUGGAAGCUACAGUAAGUCUAAAUUAUCCCUUUUCGCGUCAAAUAACUGCUACGUAAGAGAUAAUAUUAACGAGACUUGUCUUUAGCGCGUUUGAGUAAAGUUGUGUUGACAUAAAUAGAAAAUCCAAAACAAUCUCCUGGAACUUUAACACUGCGAACUAGUUAUCAACGAAACCAUCGUGAGCCCAUAUAUUUUUACCCAAAGUGGCCUCAAAACCUUUCACACCUAAAACUUUUAGUUUCCGACUUGUUUCAAAGGCACCUAAUAAUUAUGCUUGGAAUGAAUCGCCUAUAGGGUCAAGAAUUUUCGAGAAGCAGGAUUUGAAGGUUCUAUUCUCCCAAAACCAUUUGAAUUACGCAUUAGUAUCAUAAAUAUUUUCCUCAAAUUUUGACAACCAGCUAAACAUAGUUUAAUGUAUUUUCUCAAUUGCACAAGUAAUGAAGGCUAUGUACACAGUGUUAAUGAUCCUGAACCCAUCAGAGUGAUGAGCAGUAAAGACAUCUUUUAUGUGAAAAAAUAAAAAAUGAAAUUUAUUCUUUAGAAAGAAAAGAUGUAGCUCUAAUCAACCUUUUGUUCUUUAUUUUCAUGCAUUCAGUAAUUUUAACAUACACAAUGUAAUAAAAUUUGUUUUAUUGAUUAAUAAAAAUUUACA